Messenger RNA from Parasteatoda tepidariorum (common house spider), 975 nucleotides. Its product is annotated as high affinity copper uptake protein 1. Gene Ontology annotation, molecular function: copper ion transmembrane transporter activity. The record is from RefSeq and is a predicted model, not a curated record. Gene Ontology annotation, cellular component: membrane. NCBI's taxonomy places the organism in Eukaryota, Metazoa, Arthropoda, Arachnida, Araneae, Theridiidae. Gene Ontology annotation, biological process: copper ion transmembrane transport.
GUCGUCUAGAAGAAAUUUGUUUUCUUUUUCAUUUCCCUCACUCACCACUCGUCCGUAAAUAUUUGCAGUUGGUGGUUGUAUUUAAAAUUGCUUCUUUUAGCUAUCGCGAUAUGUAAUAAAGUUUUAAAUUCUCUUUAAACUUAUUGUUAAACUGAAAAUCUUCGCAUCGUUUCUUCUUCUUUAAGACUGUUUGACUCAUCAUUUAUCUAUGGCAGACCAUAGUCAUCAUCAUCACCAUGGAAUGCAUGACUCUCAUCCCAUGGAAGAUGAAAGUACCACCAUGUUCAGUUCUUUGCCAACAACAGCUGCCACCAUCCUUCAAGCAGUUAUGAGCACUGUAAUGACAGGUGAUACACAUGGUCACCAUCACCAUACGAGUACAGACAACCAGCACAUAGGUCAUCAUAUGAGCUCAGACCAGGCUGCGACUGCCAUAACUCCAUCCUCUGAUGUUCACGCCAGCCAUGUCGCUGCUGGAGGAGAUCAUGGGAUGCAGAUGUUCUUUUAUUUUGGAGUUGACGCAACUAUUCUUUUUAAAGAAUGGACUACAUCGACCACAGCAGGUUUAUUGUUUUCAGUCAUUGGUAUAAUUAUCUUAGCAAUGGUUUAUGAAGGAAUUAAGUUUUUUAGAGAAUACUUAUUUAAGAAAUAUUUUACUUCAUUGGAAUAUUCUUCGGUAUCAGUACUUGGAGAAGAUGGUAAACCAGUGACAGAGGUUCAUAAAGUUGCAAGGAAUCGUAUGUUCAGUUGGCCUCAUCUGUUGCAAACUUCUUUACACGUCAUUCAGAUGGUACUUAGUUAUUUCCUGAUGCUGAUAUUUAUGACAUACAACGUAUGGUUAUGCAUAGGUGUAAUUGCGGGUGCUGGAAUUGGAUAUUUCUUAUUUGGAUGGCGAAAAGCAACUGUAGUAGAUAUAACUGAACAUUGUCAUUGAAAUUAAACUUUUUCUACAUGCUUAAAAAAUUGAAAUUCUGC